This is a messenger RNA of Durio zibethinus, 2107 nucleotides long. Its product is annotated as eukaryotic translation initiation factor 5-like. Gene Ontology annotation, biological process: translational initiation; formation of cytoplasmic translation initiation complex. Gene Ontology annotation, molecular function: translation initiation factor activity; eukaryotic initiation factor eIF2 binding; GDP-dissociation inhibitor activity. The record is from RefSeq and is a predicted model, not a curated record. Gene Ontology annotation, cellular component: cytosol. NCBI's taxonomy places the organism in Eukaryota, Viridiplantae, Streptophyta, Magnoliopsida, Malvales, Malvaceae.
AGUUUUCCCUGACUUGCCAUAUAUAAGGCCGCGUGCUACUCUCCUUAUUCUCAAAAUCCCCACAUUCAUUUACCAGUACAUUCCACAAAGCUCCAGCCUCGGCUUCUCUUCCCAAUCCAUCAAGUCAGCCUUUUUUUCCUCAUCUCGUCAAAGGAAGUUGGCAGUUAAGUCUGCUGUGUCUGCAGUUUGUCAAAGUGGAAGUUGUUUCUUUUGAAUCUUCUUUUAUGUCUGAACGGGCCUCUCUCUUUUUGUCAUCAAUCGGAUUGCUUGGAGAGUACUGUCCCUCAUCUAGAAAAAAGAAUAGAAGUUCCUCUUCUGAAGUUAUCUGCAUGCAUUUUGAGGCCAAUAACAAACGGUGUCCGGGUUGCCGCUAUAUGCGAACUCUUCCAAGUGCAAGGAAGCAGUCUAGUAAAGAAUUUCUCACCACGAUUGGAAACACCAGUAUCUGAUCUGUCCUUUCUGAGUAACUCUCUCCCACAGUUUGAUCAAGAUGGCUUUGCAAAAUAUUGGUGCUUCAAACAGUGAUGAUGCCUUUUAUAGGUAUAAGAUGCCCAAAAUGAUAACUAAGAUUGAAGGGAGAGGAAAUGGCAUCAAGACUAACGUGGUUAACAUGGUUGAGAUUGCAAAGGCUUUGGCUAGACCUGCUUCUUACACUACAAAGUAUUUUGGUUAUGAACUGGGAGCCCAAUCCAAGUUUGAUGAGAAGACUGGAACUUCACUUGUAAAUGGGGCCCAUGAUACUGCCAAGCUUGCAGGACUUCUUGAGAACUUCAUUAAGAAGUAUGUGCAGUGCUAUGGUUGUGGGAAUCCUGAAACUGAUAUAGUCAUUACUAAGACACAGAUGAUUACCCUGAAAUGUGCUGCAUGUGGGUUUGUUUCUGAUGUUGACAUGAGGGAUAAGCUUACAACUUUCAUUCUUAAGAAUCCCCCUGAGGCAAAGAAGUCAUCAAAAGACAAGAAGGCAAUGAGGAGGGCUGAAAAGGAAAGACUCAAGGAGGGUGAGGCUGCUGAUGAAGAGCUGAAGAAGAUUAAAAAGGAGGUAAAGAAGAAAGGUUCCUCUACCACUUCAAAGCUUGCUGCUUCCAAAGGUGUAGUAACCAAGAAGAAAAGCAAACAUUCUGAUGAGGAUCACUCCCCCGCACACAGCCAGUCUGAUGAGAAUGAACAGUUGUCCAAUGAUGAUGAUGAUGAUGUCCAGUGGCAAACAGAUACUUCCCUGGAGGCUGCUCGACAGCGUAUCCAAGAGCAGUUGAGUGCUGUUACUGCAGAUAUGGUGAUGCUUUCUACUGAUGAAGAGAAGAAAAAGUCUGUGAAGAAUUCUCCGGAGCAUGUGGUUAAGGUACAUGAGAAUGGUGUCAUUUCCCAUGAGAAACUUGUUGAUGAGAUAAAGGAAUACCUCAAGAAGGGGUCCUCUGCAACUCAGCUUAAAUCCUUCCUAGGUUCGCUCUCAGGAACCUCCCAAGAAGUCAUGGAUGCGCUAUUUACAGCACUCUUUUAUGAUAUUGGGAAGGGGUUUGCAAAGGAAGUUACCAAACAGAAGAACUACUUGGCAGCAGCAACCCAAGAAGAGGGAUGGCAGAUGGUGCUCCUCUGUUCUAUCGAAUCUUUUUGUGGCAAGGGUAGGCCCGAGGCAGCGAAGGAGGUGGCUUUGGUUCUUAAAGUCCUGUAUGACAAUGACAUUUUGGAAGAAGAGAUCAUUAUGGAGUGGUACGAGAAGGGUGUAGCUGGUAGCAGUAAGAGUUGUCAGAUUCGGAAGAAUGUCAAGCCCUUCGUUGAGUGGCUUCAGAAUGCUGAGUCCGAGUCAGAAGAGGAGUGAUUCUGAAGCUCCUGGUAUAGUUGCAUUUAUGAUGCUCUUAUAGCAGAUGGACUACUACUUUUAGUAACAUAAGUUUCUUUGCCGUGGCUAUAUCGGCAACAGUUGAGUUCUUUAAGUAAGGAACAGUGAGCUAUCGCCUAUACGCUCUCUGUUUGUUGUGUUGUGUUGUGAUUACUGGGUUUAUUGUUUUCUGUGUGAGUCUGGUGUCUUAAUUUGCUUCAUCCUACUAUUGUCUGUUUGUGCUUAAAAAUUGAGUUGAAGUUUGCUACUUUAUCUUAGCGUUUCUUUUGU